AUGUAUUAUCUGGGCUUUAGGCAUGCCUACUGUCGCCGCCGUGUAGCUCUGCACGUUCUAUCUCACUCCCUUGUUCUUUACAGUCCUGCCAUAUUUAGAGAACCUGUUAUUUUCCUCGGCGCCGACGUGACCCAUCCUCCAGCCGGAGACGCCAGUAAACCCUCCAUCGCCGCAGUGGUGGGCAGUAUGGACGCCCAUCCCAGUAGAUACUCCUCCACAGUCCGAGUACAGCAGCACCGACAGGAGAUCAUACAAGAGUUGUCUUCCAUGGUGAGAGAACUCCUAAUUCACUUCUACAAGGCCACGCGCUUCAAACCGACGCGGAUCAUCUUCUACAGAGACGGCGUCAGUGAGGGACAAUUCCAGCAGGUUUUGCAGCAUGAGCUCCGAGCUUUACGAGAAGCCUGUAUGAAGCUGGAGCUGGGAUACCAGCCGGGGAUCACGUUUAUCGUCGUACAGAAACGCCACCACACCCGACUGUUCUGUGCCGAUCGUAAGGACCAGAUUGGUCGGAGUGGAAAUAUCCCAGCAGGCACCACUGUAGAUGUGGGAAUCACUCAUCCAACAGAAUUCGACUUCUACCUCUGUAGUCAUGCUGGAAUACAGGGUACCAGUCGUCCCUCCCAUUACCACGUGCUGUGGGAUGACAACAGAUUUAAUGCUGAUGAGCUACAGACCCUGACAUAUCAGCUGUGUCACACCUACGUACGCUGUACACGCAGUGUCUCUAUACCCGCCCCCGCGUAUUACGCACAUCUAGUGGCAUUCCGGGCUCGCUAUCACCUGGUGGAAAAGGAACACGACAGUGGAGAGGGAAGCCGUCACUCUGAUAACAGCGAGGAUAGGACCCCCACAGCCAUGGCCCGCGCCGUGACCGUGCAUCCAGACACAACUAAGGUCAUGUACUUCGCCUGAUCUGGGAACCAACACAACAUGACCUUGACCUGAACAUUGACAUGUGUCCAGGAAAAGGGAGACAAUUUUGUGUAUCCUUCCCUAACAUAGGGAGGUAGACUUCCCUGAUUUUUAGAGGGAGGUUUUGUGUUUAGGGCAGGUAGUGAUUAGAUUUGACUUUUGUUAGGAUGACUAUGGGGUAUUAACUGUAUUUAUUUUAUAGAAUUGUGCUUUUAUUUUUUUUUUUUAACAAGAAACCAUUCUGACUUGGUAGAGCGUACAUUCCACUGUGUCUAUGAUUUUUUAACAAAAUGAAGCAUCUUUGACCUGAUACUAGCAGCUUUUUGUUGCCAGCAAAGAUGCAUGUGGUGCUUAAAGGCUCAAAAUAGAUAUUUCUGCCAUAACUGAGAAAUCUCUCAGACAAACUUUGUUGACGAAAGAUGCCAUUUCAUACGAAGCAUAUCUACAUUUUAGUCAUUCCAUGUAUUUUGGGUGUAAUCCCAUUUUUGGCACAAUACUCCUACUCCCCAUUAGCUUAGCAUAUCAUUUGUUGUAAUAGCUCAGUGUUUAUUUAUGUUUUUAACUUGCCAUAGUUUAUUUUAUAGUCCCACCAAAGGAGAGGUCCACCAAUAUAUAGUCAACUAAAAUUACCACCUACCAAGGGAGUUAACCCAGUCCUUUUUAUUUGCUAUCACUUUAUUUCCUUUUUCGUAGUCCCGUUGUGUACAGGUGACCUAUUUAUUUCUCUGUGACAUUGUUUUAUUAUGAGUCUGUUUUUUAUGACUUGGGGAGAUUCCAGUCAAGUAAAACCCCCCUGUGACCUUAUGACCCUGCAUAAUUAGUCUAGUCAUGUUGUGUAAUGAGCAUAUCAUGUCGUCAUGGUGAUGUUGUAACCAUAUCAAUGAGCCUUCCAGACGGUUGGGGACGCAGCAUUCUACUGUCUACUUAUUGAUGACGGCCCGCCUUGCCUGUGAUACGCCCCAGUGAUUAUCACGGUUGGCUGGUUUCUCGGUGUUGUGUUUCAUCCCUCUCAGUCCCACAGUUACAGCAGGCGUGGUAGGUGCUAUUUAUAAGUAUUCUGAAGUGCCCUCUCUCCUGUUUUUGACAAUCUCCAAUAUAUCUCUGCUGAUCCUUCUCCCACUACAAACUGUGUGCAAUAAUCGGGGCUCCCAAGCACAAUAAUUAUCAAAAGUUGCCGAACCGUGACAAAUUGUUGUAUAUAAGAAGUGCUCAACAUACUCUGUAUAGUUAGGGAGAUUUUUAUUGUUAAACUGAUUUUAAAAUAUUUUGAAAAGAAAAUCCUGAACUGUGUUCUAUGCAACUCCCACUGGAAAAGUAACAAAGCCAAAUGUUUGACCCCUCUCAGGGUAUUGGGGAUAUUUACAGUUAUAAGUAGGUAAGGGACCCAUGCAAUAAAAUUCCCUCAUUACCAUUUUAGCAGAACUCAUUUAAGCCUUUUAUGUGUAAACUAUUAUAUUUUAAUUUGGUAGAAAUAAAAUUUGUCCAAUGUAAUUAGGUGAAAAACCAUUGAAGAUAAUACAGUAUGUUGGUAAAAAUAUCUUGACAGAUUUGCUUACAAUUGUGCAUUAUGAUUUCAAGAUGUUCAAUAUUGUGUGGAGUGGAUCUCAAAAUUUUUAUCACGUAUCAUUGUCCAAUAUCGUGCCAUGCCAGUAACCAUUAUCUGAAAUACCAACAGUUAUGAUAUCCAAUGACCCUAACAACCUAAAAAUCAGAGGGUGGGGUUAGGCCUAUAGUAUUUUUGUAGAAAAGAGGCAGAGAUUGCUAUGUAUUUAUUUAAAUGCUUCACUAGUCCAAGUAAGAUAUAUUCGUUGAGAGAUUACGCUAUUAAUAGUCCGGGGAGAUUUGUCUUUUUUAACUCGUGAUGUACCAAAGUUGGCAUCGUGUCCUAGUGAUAUUUAUAAGCAGCAUAUUUAUGUAUGACCUCUUAUUGCCCUCAUUAAUCAUGGUUGUUGAAGAGAGAGGACUCAAGCACAAUUAUUUAUUUUCUGCAAUAACCUUCAACAGAGGAAAUUCAGGUCUGUCCUCUCUCGCUUUGUAAGGAAUGUGUUAGUGAGCAUGCUCAGAUCUCGUGUGAGUGUACACCGUUACUGGGCAGCCAGUGCGACCUUGACAUAACCUUGGUGUGCAGUUGACCAAUCAAAAUUGAGAGCAGCUCACUACAACAGGAAUAGAGUUGAUGAUUAUAUUAUAAAUUCUAUGUAUUGUGGGCAGUACUGGCCACAGAUCAUGUUUCCAUUGUUCAUUGUGUACAGAUCCUUAUGUUAACUUUGUGUUGUUUUGAUAGCUAUUAUUAACUUUGCAUCUUAUAAGUUGUGAUGACCUGAUCUUGUGCUCCAAUAUAUUUACUAGCAAUGCCCCCCCCCCCCCCCCCUUUUAAGCUUUAGCUCGGUAAAUCAACAUCACAUGUAUAAAGAUGUUUUAGAAUAAGUCCCUAUCUACCCCGAUUGUGUUGACAUUGGUUCAUUGCCUAGAGCUGAAAUGAUAGCAUUGAAUUGUUUAACCAACUCAGAUAUAAAUUUGUAUUAAGAGAAAUGAGAUCUUCUAUGGACACACAACUGUUGAUUCUAUUUUAUCAUUUUUUUGUCAUGAUUGUAUUUUAUAAUGUCUUACUGGUCUAAAUUUUUGUUAUUAUGCAAUCACUGAGGGCUGUGGUUAUAUUAUAUAUUGUAUAUUGUGAAUGUUUCUGUUUUUUAUGAUGAUGCCCCAUGGUGCUAGGAGAAAAGGUCAUAUAAAGUUGCGCUUUAAUCAUCGAUAUAACACUUCUAUCCUGAACAAAAUUCUCUGCUCUCUCGUGCAGUCAGAAAUCACAAAUUAAUGAACUACAAGGUUUUAUCCUGUGUCGCAAAUCUCUGUUCUCAUUUUACUGGUGUUGUGUUUUAUUUUAUCUUGUACACCAGACUUAUUGUUAAAUUAUUUAAAACCAGAUAAGAGGUCAUUUUGGGGUAAAGACAAGGUAUUCUGAAUCUUAAGGUCUGAUUAAAAUAACAAUGUAUUAAUUUAUGCAUUGCCUUUUGCCAUGCAUUUUUUAUUGCAAUUUUUUUUUUAUUUAAUUUUUUAUUUUGGUAACUAGCUGGUCAUUCUCCAGUUAUUUUUGUACUCCAAAGAAGUAGAUCAAAUUUUUUUUCUGGGAUUGACGUAUAAUCAAUGGAAUGAAAUUUUUUUUAUAUCUGACCAAAAAAAAUGUAAUUUUCAAUUCUUUUAGAUCUUUAGGAAGCCCAGAUCUGUCUAAAACUUUUAAACUUUUUUCUUCAAAACUAAGUAAGGAAAUCUCUGAAAAUUUUACUUCUACCAAAAGCCAAACCAAAAGUGAGUAGCCUUCUCCUAUGCAAGAUCUCUGUACAAGCAGUAUUGUUAUGUUUAAAUCCCUGAUAACUCACCGGGCAGAUGGGCAUUUAGUUGUAUGAACUUAGCAAUAUCAGUGGAUCUAUCAAGAUUAUAAAUCCAUGUUUAUGUUACAAUGACCUGUAAACAGUUGUGACAGAUGAAAGUUGUGAUGGGGAAUAGUCAUGUGAUCCGUGUUUUUGAGCAGGGUGAUCUAUUUAUAUACACUGUGAAAAAUCUUUUCUUUUUUUAGUCAAAAUGGGUAAUUUUUGAUCAUUCAAGAACAAAUAAGAUGCGCCACUAUUAUUCAUAUAAAGGACUUCUAAUAUUUUUUAUCCUAAAUUUUCAUUUUAAAGAAUAGGACAGAGUUGAACAGGGUAUAUUUUACUGAUCAAAGUUAAAGUCCAAAGGCUCUUUUUAAUUUUAAUUUUUCUACUUUUUAAGUAUAUACAAAAACCACAAAAUACCAACGAACCUUUAAUGGAAGAUAAAAACAGAGAAAGCAUUGAACAGAGUGGUAGAAGUCCUUUAAGGGUUUAAUACAAAGAAUUUGAUCAAAAUGAAGAAGUAAUUAAGAACAAAAGGUUCACAGUGACUUUUACCCAGUGUUUUAUACGUUUAGGAUGAUAUGUAAGCAAUAUUUCGAGCAAUAGACACCGUACAGAUUAUGGUAGAAAUCUAUACUUGAUUAACUUUGCCACUGGUGUUUGCUUUUAAAAUUCUAUAGUAUUUUAAGAAAUGAAUAAAUCAUUGUAUAUCUUGAUUUUA
Molecule: messenger RNA, 5004 nt
Organism: Saccostrea cuccullata (small rock oyster)
Lineage: Eukaryota; Metazoa; Mollusca; Bivalvia; Ostreida; Ostreidae
Product: protein argonaute-2-like
Exons: 5
Coding region: 1-915 (304 amino acids)
Biological process (GO): regulatory ncRNA-mediated post-transcriptional gene silencing
Molecular function (GO): single-stranded RNA binding; miRNA binding; RNA endonuclease activity
Source: RefSeq, a predicted model, not a curated record